Molecule: messenger RNA, 594 nt
Organism: Racocetra persica
Lineage: Eukaryota; Fungi; Glomeromycota; Glomeromycetes; Diversisporales; Gigasporaceae
Source: the annotation of a GenBank genome assembly
AGCCCGAUUAAAUGGUUUAAAAGAAAACUCUUGCCGGUUCCAGCCGCUCCAGUCAAAAAAACACUCUUUCCCGCGAGUAUUAGUUCCUGGGCUAAUUUUUGUUGGUCAUUUAGCUCCUUAAAUGGGGAUUUAAUCCGGUUUUCACUCCGUUCUUUCUGGUUUGGACCAGGAAACGAGCAAUUGUCGCCGUUGCCUAGUUUCGUGUUUUCUUCUUCUGACAAGUUUACUAGCGGCGAAUUAUCGCUCUCUAAGCUAAAAUUACUAGUAAAUUCUUCUCCAGAUUCGUAUACAGAAAAUCGUUCGCAAAAUUUUAGCCAAAAAUUGCGAAAAAAAUGCUCUCAUGGGGAAAAUAAUCUGGCCGAAGAUAAUGUCUAUCCUCUAAAAGAAAAUGUUAAAUACGAAGAUGAGAAUGGAGAAUUAUUGAGAACUCAACAGGUUUUUGAAAAUGUAGGCUUGCAAAUUACUGAUGCUAGUUAUGCUGAAUGGUUAAGAGAUGUUAAGAAAAUCUAUGAACGAUGGGAUUUGAAUUAUGGUGGGAACAAAAAAAUGCAAAAGGAACUACGAGAAGAAUAUGAAUUAUACUUACGAGAAAUA